Papilio xuthus (Asian swallowtail) is the source of this 1412-nucleotide messenger RNA. Its product is annotated as solute carrier family 25 member 38-A. Gene Ontology annotation, cellular component: mitochondrial inner membrane; mitochondrion. The transcript has 6 exons. NCBI's taxonomy places the organism in Eukaryota, Metazoa, Arthropoda, Insecta, Lepidoptera, Papilionidae. Gene Ontology annotation, molecular function: glycine transmembrane transporter activity. Gene Ontology annotation, biological process: glycine import into mitochondrion. The coding region runs from base 490 to 1365 and encodes 291 amino acids. The record is from RefSeq and is a predicted model, not a curated record.
AUCCGAUAUAUUCAGUCUGUGUUCAGUCGCUCUUUCGUGUACACGUCUCUUUACAUUAUCGAAAUAUUUAAUAUUUAAUUCUCCAAUUAAAUAUUUAUUAGUUGUCUCUUCUCUUUCCUCAUGGCUAAAUUCAUUGACUUCAGUGAUUUUCUCUCCCCAAAUUAAUACAGUUCUGUGUUUUUGUGUACUAAAGACUUGCACGAAGCCUCAGUGUUUUGCGGCUUAAGUUCCUUUAAAAUUCCCACUGGUAGCUGCAUACAUGCAUCAAUAUUUGAACGAGCUCCUCCAAAAAAUGACAAUUACCUUAAUGUUCCGUAUCAACCCUAUUUACUAUUCGGAUUAUUCGGAUACGAUCUAAGAUCGCAUUAUAAAUUAUACCAAACAAAAUCCUACCUUUGUCAUUGGUUAUACCAUUUCGAGUACUACAAGUUUGGUGUCUAUCCAAAAGAUAUUACCUGAUCUUCAACCUUGUAGCGAGGAAUCGAAAGAAUGGAUAUUGUGGCAAAUUACCACCCUGUCUUCAAGGCGUUCCUUGCGGGUUCGUUCUCGGGAACUUUCAGCACAAUACUGUUUCAACCGUUGGACCUGGUUAAGACGAGACUGCAGAACUCCAGUCAGAAUGUUGUUGCGGCGACUGUCAACAGCCGAAUCCAGCCCGGUAUGAUAACUAUCUUCGCUAACAUCGUACGUCAGGAGCACAUCGUGGGUCUAUGGCGCGGCAUGGUACCCUCCGUGGCCCGCUGUGUGCCAGGCGUCGGACUAUACUUCUCGUCCCUCCACUGGCUCAAGUCUAAACUGGGUAAAGAAAACCUGGGACCAAUGGAGGCGGUCUCUCUUGGUGUGAUCGCGAGGACCAUGAGCGGAGUUGCGUUGAUUCCUAUCACCGUUAUUAAGACUAGGUACGAAUCUGGCGUGUACAAGUAUAACAGUCUGAGCGGUGCUCUGAGGGACAUCUACAGGGCGGAGGGUGUUCGCGGAUUGGUGUGCGGCUUGGGACCAACUUUAGCAAGAGAUGCGCCGUUCUCCGGCCUCUAUCUCAUGUUUUACACGCAAACUAAACAAGCAAUACCUAAAGAAUGGCUGCAAUCAUCAAGCACAGCUAGCGUGGUACAUUUCUCAUGCGGAGUGUUGGCCGGCAUCGCCGCCUCUCUCGCCACCAAUCCUGCUGACGUGCUCAAGACUCAUAUGCAGCUCUAUCCUGAUAAAUUCCCCAACGCGUUUAGUGCAGCUAUGUAUAUACAACAGACUUAUGGGGUUCAAGGUUACUUCAAGGGCGCGGUACCAAGGAUGUUACGAAGAACUUUAAUGGCCGCUAUGGCUUGGACGGUGUUUGAACAAAUAACUCGAUCUAUUGGCUUAAAAUGACAAGAUUUUGAUGCUUAAAAGCAAUAUGUGAUUAAAAGAGCUUAGCA